Molecule: messenger RNA, 1966 nt
Organism: Achroia grisella
Lineage: Eukaryota; Metazoa; Arthropoda; Insecta; Lepidoptera; Pyralidae
Gene: ais
Product: DEAD box protein 52 homolog
Exons: 12
Coding region: 89-1963 (624 amino acids)
Biological process (GO): maturation of SSU-rRNA
Molecular function (GO): RNA helicase activity; ATP binding; nucleic acid binding
Source: RefSeq, a predicted model, not a curated record
UCAAGUUGUGUUCGAAAAACAUUUCACAUGUACUUCAACGAAGUUUUUAAAAGAAAAUAUAAUAUAAUGUUCUAGAAAUCUUUAAACAAUGGACGCCUAUGACAUAUUUAAAAAACUAACGAAAGGUCUAACCUUCAAACACCGAGUUCUGGGCAUUAAAAACAAUCAGGAACCAUCAGUAGCUGUUAAAAAAGAAGAAUUAAAGAUUAAAAUUGAAGAACCAGAUGAACAUGAAAUAGAGGAUGGUAAUGAUUCAGAUCUAUCUGAACCAGAAGCCUCUGACUCAGGGUCAGAUAGUGAAAAUGCUGACAUACAAUUGGUAGAUGGUGUAAUUAUUGGAGAGAAGAAAAGAAAAAAGAAGAGAAAAGAACAGUCUGAGGAUUUGCAAAAGAAACUUGAGCUUGAAGAGCAAAAUCGCUUCCGUAAUGAGUAUGGUAUAAAAGUUGUUGGUCGACAUGUUCCCGCUGCUCUGAAGCAGUUUUCAGACCUUGUGCCUCAGUACAAUGUGUCGCAGGCGCUGGUGAACACGGCAAUACAGUGCGGGUACAGUGAACCCACACCUGUACAACGACAGACUCUACCCUGUAUGUUGGAGGACCGCCAAAUACUUGCCUGUGCUCCGACUGGCUCUGGUAAAACAGCAGCGUUUCUUCUCCCUAUACUACACACACUAGGAGCACCCCAAGGAGGCCCGAGAGCCUUAAUCCUAUGUCCGACGAGAGAACUAGCACAUCAGAUCUACCGGGAGGCACUAAGGUUGAGUGCCUCUACUGAGCUACGAUGCAGUGUGGUACGAAACAUGAAAGAAAGUAAAGUGAAGGAACGCGAAGCUACAAUUAGAAAAAGUGAUAUUGUCAUCAGUACGCCAAAUCGCCUAUGUUAUCUGCUUAAUCAAGACAAUGUCAGCAUCACUUUGGACAAGGUCCGGUGGCUCAUCAUCGAUGAAGCGGACAAGCUGUUCGAGGGUUCUGCAGACCAGGUGUCAGACUUCCGGCAGCAGCUCGACCAGAUCAUGUCGUGCUGCGGCAGCAAGCAACGCCGGGUGGCGAUGUUUAGUGCCACUCACACGCCGCCCGUCGCCAAGUGGACCAGACGGAAUCUCAGGGGACUGGUCAACAUCACAGUCGGCCAAAGGAACGCAGCCACAAAUCUGGUGGACCAGGAGCUGCUGUUCUGCGGCAAUGAGAACGGGAAACUGGUGGCGUUCAGACAACUGGUGCAGAAGGGGCUCAAGCCACCAGUUUUGGUGUUCGUGCAGAGCAAAGACAGAGCGAAGCAGUUGUUUAAGGAGUUAAUAUACGACGGGAUUAAUGUGGACGUCAUACACGCAGACAGGACGCAGGCACAGCGUGACAACGUGGUGCGUAGUUUCCGCGUGGGCCGCAUAUGGGUGCUGAUAUGUACGGAGCUGAUGGGGCGCGGGAUCGACUUCCGCGGAGUGAACCUCGUCAUCAACUAUGACUUCCCGCCCUCCGCCAUCGCAUAUAUACACAGAAUCGGCCGCGCGGGCCGCGCUGGUCAAAGAGGACGCGCCAUCACGUUCUUCACACAAGAUGACGUUGUGAACCUCAGGAGCAUUGCAUCUGUAAUGAAACAAUCCGGCUGCGAUGUACCAGAGUACAUGCUGAAACUCAAACAGGACCCGAACCGCAGGAAGAAACUUAUGAAGAAGGCACCGCACCGCGACAAAAUAUCCACUGCACUCGAGAAACCCAGCAAGAGGAAAUUGGAAGGUGACAAACAUACAGACAAAGCUGAAACAAAAGACACGAACAUAGUCAAAAGCGGAAAGAAUAAUAAACUUAGGAAAAUAAAUGCAGUUGAAGGAAACAAAAAUAAUAGAAAUAGUAAAAUAUCUGGUGAAGCAAACAAAAAUAAUGGCAAUAGGAAUAAAAAGAAAUCUAAUCUCAAGAGAAGAAAGAAGAAAGUGCUCGCGAAUAAAGUGAAGAAAACUAGUAAAUGAUGU